Messenger RNA from Vanessa tameamea, 2559 nucleotides. RefSeq lists its product as uncharacterized. The transcript has a single exon. The coding region runs from base 587 to 1543 and encodes 318 amino acids. The record is from RefSeq and is a predicted model, not a curated record. Gene Ontology annotation, molecular function: oxidoreductase activity, acting on the CH-CH group of donors. Gene Ontology annotation, cellular component: membrane. Lineage: Eukaryota; Metazoa; Arthropoda; Insecta; Lepidoptera; Nymphalidae. Gene Ontology annotation, biological process: lipid metabolic process.
CUACGAGUUACAUCAGUGCGUUCAAAAACAAGUACACGCCACGUACAUGCCGUGGCCCAGUUUCGCACUCGUUUACGUCACUUCGACCUAAUAAAGAACUUAUUUCGGAACACGCAUCAGAAACGUACGACUAAAAACAAUAUACAGCGAAGAAACGAAAACAUGGUAACAUCAAUAAUAAAAUACACUGUUGUGGUGGAUAAGAGGAAAAUGCGACGAAAAGUAAGUAAUGUUAAAUCCGGAGUGAGACACGUUGCGCGCAUGCGCCCACCACGGACAUGCGCAGUGGAAACGUCAUAUCUAUUUUAGUAGCAAGCUUUCGUGCGGGACAAGCUUACAGUGCCACGCUUUAAAAUUCAAAUACACGUUCACUCCUGUAAAAUAAAUCGUACGCUUUACAAACCACGCUUAAAUAAAUAAUAAAUAUAGUAAAUCUGCUUAUAAAAAUGGCAUUCGCGCUACAAAUUAGCAAUAAUAGCACCUAAAUGGGAUAAGCAUAAGUGUUAAAAUGCAGCAAUGCGCCAAAAGAUCGAUGUCAGUAUUCCCUGAUGCCAAAAUUUCAAAAAUAUAGUGUCAAAUAUUUAACAUGGAGCCCCUCAUAGAUAGAAACAACUUUGCCGUAAGUGCUAUGGUCACCGUGGCGAUGCAGAUCUUAUUUUUCAUGGUCGCCUCGCUGUCACAGAGCGACAAAGUUACAGAUUUCACUGGUGGUGCCAAUUUUAUCAUAAUAGCAUUAUUAACAUUCUUUCUCGGCCAAGGAGGUAGCACGUUGAAGAGCUAUGACAGCAGACAGCUUAUGGUGACGGCGUUCGUAUGUGUUUGGGGCGUGAGGCUCUCGGGAUAUCUCAUAUACAGAAUCUAUCACAUCGGCAGAGACAAACAGUUCGAGGAUCGCAAGAGUAACACUCUGAGGUUUGCCGUGUUCUAUACCUUCCAGGCGGUGUGGGUGUACGUUGUUAGUUUACCCGUCAUUAUAAUCAAUUCACCCCACCACUCAUAUCCGAAGGCGCCUAAAACAAUGACAACAUUAGACUCGGCUGGUGCGGGCGUGUUUGUGAUUGGCUUAUUAAUUGAGACUUAUGCGGACUUACAAAAAUUUGCAUUCCGCCAAGAACCAGCCAAUCAGGGCAGAUGGUGUAACGACGGCCUCUGGGGAUUGUCCAGACAUCCCAACUACUUUGGAGAAGUCGUUCUCUGGUGGGGUAUUUUUAUAAUAUCACUGAAUGUUAUCGAAGGUAUCGAAUACAUUGCUAUAUUAUCGCCUUUGUUCACAGCGGCAAUCAUAUUGUUCUUAUCUGGUAUACCUUUGCUCGAACGAUCGGCCGACGAAAAGUAUAGAGAUAACCCAGAUUACUUAUAUUACAAAGCGUCCACGUCACCCUUUAUACCGAUACCGCCAGCUAUUUACGUAGAGGUACCCAAAUUCCUGAAAUGCAUGUUGUGCUGCGAGUUCCCCAUUUACGAUUCCACGAGAGAUGACUUCCCCGCCCCCACCAUCGUCACCGAGACCACCAGCAUAUCGAUGGUGCAGUCUCAGACAUAGCUAACAAACGCCGCGCGCGACAGCGUUGCGGCUAAAGAAUCGAGUAAUCCAAAGAACCAGAACGACCAGAAACAAUUGUGAUACACGGCCGAGGAUAUACCUCAAAAGAAAUUGCCAAAUUCGUUGCCAUUAAAACAAAACAUUACUUUAGAUAUGAAUCGUUAUAAUAUAUACAUGGAGAAUUUAAAGCGUAGCAAAAGAGUUGCGCUAGGAUUACUAGACGAAACGAAAGAUAUUAUAGAAGGGAUCUCAGACGAGAGUCCCAUUACAAAUAUUAGGUUAAGAUCACCAAACGAUGACGUAGAAUUAAGUGCACCGAGUACGAGUAGACACGAGAGCAAAAGGCCCGCAGAGUAUGUGAAGUACGGCAAAAUUACGUUCAACACUACGGCAAUAUUACAUCACUACCCGCAAAUGCAGAAUAACGUUCGAUCCGAUAAUUGUACCGGUAGACGAACAGCUAGAAAAACAGAUUUAAAUAUACCCGAAGGGCUAAACGCUGACAACAAUAACGAAGUACAGUCUGAAGCUAAUGAAACUAAAAAAUUAAAUAAAACUAAGAUUAACGAUAACAAUAAUGAUCUGAUCAAGUCGAAUUGUAUCAGAUCGAAACCUCUAGAAGUGUUAAAGAAACCUGUUAAAUUUACAGAAGAAAAACUUGUAUGAGAUUUAGCCAAAAACUUUUCAUUUAAAAUGAAAAUGAAAAGGUAUUGGCAUAAGGUGCCCGUUAGAGUGAAAAAAUACAUAUCGAAGUAUAAACUGUUGUAAAUAAAACAAAGACUGGAAUCCUGGAUCUAUUGAACCUUGAAAUAAUUGAUAAAAGUCUAAAAGUCACAGUCAGCUGUCACUUCGUUAGCGGAAGCGUUACAAUGUGUAAUAGUAUGUACAAAUAUUUAGAUAAAAUAGUCGAAUCCGUCUCAACUAGCAUAAAUUUCUUCCUAUUACUUGUUACGUAAUAACUACGUGUAAAUUAUAUAGGUAUAGAGAAUAAUAUCGGGAGAUAACGAAGAUUAGCA